Neurospora hispaniola is the source of this 1695-nucleotide messenger RNA. Its product is annotated as arginine-tRNA-protein transferase. Gene Ontology annotation, biological process: protein arginylation. The coding region runs from base 1 to 1263 and encodes 420 amino acids. NCBI's taxonomy places the organism in Eukaryota, Fungi, Ascomycota, Sordariomycetes, Sordariales, Sordariaceae. Gene Ontology annotation, cellular component: cytoplasm. The record is from RefSeq and is a predicted model, not a curated record. The transcript has 3 exons. Gene Ontology annotation, molecular function: arginyl-tRNA--protein transferase activity.
AUGUACAACACAAACAGCAUGCAGACCCCUGACGACGCUGAGGCGCCAUUGUCUUUUAUAUUCCCAAUUGGUUACUCUUACUAUGCUACGAGCAAGUCCUUAUCAACGCACCUAUAUCAAAAGCUAGUUGAUCGGUAUUGGAGACGGUCCGGGACUCUUCUCUACAGGCCGAACCCGAGAAACUCUUGUUGUCCUCACUAUACCCUUCGCCUGGACUCAACAGAGUUCAAACCUACCAAAGAUCAACGGCAAACUGUCAACCGAUUCAACAACUACGUUAUCGGUCCGGAUUAUACACAUGCUGCUGCCCGCGUUCAUCCUCGCACGCGCCAAGAAGCACGGAAACGGCACAACGAGUUCGACUUGAUCGACAGAAUCCAUGAACCCGAGGCACAAUUUCUCAAGACGCCUCCAGAGCCAGCUCACAAGUUCACUGUCACAUUGGAGCCAGACGAGUUUACGGAGGAAAAGUAUCUCAUCUUUGAGAACUAUCAGAGACUUGUUCAUAAGGAGGGCCCAGAUAAGAUUUCGCGCCACGGAUUCAAGAGAUUUCUGUGCAAUUCACCUCUUAAGCGUGAAACCAUCUACACUUCGGACGGCGUCCAGCGGCAGGUGGGCUCUUUUCACCAGUGUUACUGGCUGGACGGGAAACUUGUUGCAAUAGGGGUGUUAGACCUGCUUCCCCACGCCGUCAGCUCAGUGUAUUUUCUCUACCAUGAGUCAUUUCACUCACACAACCCAGGCAAGCUCAGUGCCAUGCGAGAGAUUGCCUUGGCUCGAGAGGGUGGCUAUCGUUGGUGGUAUCCGGGAUUCUAUAUCCAUAGCUGCCCCAAAAUGAAGUACAAGAUGGACUUCAAGCCGCAGUCCGUCCUUGAUCCUGAGACACUCACCUGGGAUUUGAUGGACAAGGAGGCGUUGGCGGUUUUUGACGCGAAGCACUACGUCAGCCUAUCCAGGGAGCGGCAACGGAAGGAUGACGGCGAAGGUGACGAGGAGGAAGGGGACUUUAUGUUGGGCAGCAGCAUGCCAGGCAUCCCUUCAUUGGAAGAGAUGAAGCAGGUGGACAUGGACAACUUGGUUCUUGUUUCAGAUGCUGCCCCCGGGUAUUUUUUGGCUUCCGACUUGGUUAGUUGGGAACAACAAGAUAUCGAGUUGGACCGCAAGGAUAUCAAAUCAACGAUCGCAGAGCUGGUGGCAGCGAUGGGAACGGACGUGAUGGGCGAAAUAUGUGUGGAUUUUCGGAGGAGGACUCGUGUGCUAUAAGCAUACAGCGAGAAGACCGACAGGAGCGAUAAAGGGAAUUGUAUAGCGAUGCACAAAAUGUUUACUUGUGUCCAGCGCAUUCUCUUGGUCAUGUGGUGCUCGCGUAUCCCCGCCCCGCAACCUGAAAAUUACGGACCAGCUGCAGUGCAGUGGUUAAAAACUACAGUAAGGAAAGGAGCACGGUCUGGGUGGUAAGUUCCUUCCCAUUUUACGGAGUCACGCAAAAUGAGUUCCUUCCUACAUUGGUGGUUUGAUGCAUGUUGAACAUUGAACUCGGCAGUAACGAUACCCAGUCGCAUUUACGACGUGCAAAAUCGUCGAAUUGCGACUGGAUGACAGCUCGUCGCUGAGAUUGGCCAUCAUCCACCAGUAGGUAUGGAGCCGAAUAGUCUCAUUCCCUUGCUUGAUUGAGCCUCAGACCAGGAAGGUAGG